GCGUACUAGUGUCACCCAUGCUCCAAGCUUUUGAAAGUAAUUAAAAAAUCUAGAGAAAAUGAGUAACAGUAAUGUAUUUGUGAUUUUACCGUUAACGAUGAUACUGCUUUAUUGCAGCAUUAUGGCGUUGGCACAGGAUCGAGCCAAGGAUAAUGGUGACAUUUUUGUGCAGCACAAGGAGCCGCGAGAAUGUGUUGCGCCAAUUAUGGUGCAAGCCAAUGGCAGCAACAGCAGCGAGGGCAUGGAUGUGGCGCAUGUAUGCAAUAAUAGUUUUUCCAUACCAAGCGAUUAUAUUGUGCAAUUCAAUAGGAAUGGCGACCUGCCAGAAACAGUUGACAAAACCGGCAUGUGUUUCAUACGGUGCUACUUUGAAAAGGCAGGGUUGAUUAAAAACUGGCAAUUAAAUAAGGAUUUGAUAAUGCAAACCAUGUGGCCGAUAAAAGCUGAUUCAAUUGCGUUUUGUGAACCAAAAGCAAAACAAGAAAUGAACGCUUGUGUACGUAGUUAUGCCAUCGCAAAAUGUUUGAUGGAACGUGGCUUUCAAGAUACCUGCAAUGAUACUGUUGCCUAAAGGAGAUUUUAAGCUUAUUAGAAACUUAAAAAGUUUAAUUUAUUAAUGGCAAUGUAAUGCAAUAAAAACUUUGCUUAGUAAAUAAUCUA
Molecule: messenger RNA, 660 nt
Organism: Bactrocera neohumeralis
Lineage: Eukaryota; Metazoa; Arthropoda; Insecta; Diptera; Tephritidae
Gene: Obp84a
Product: general odorant-binding protein 84a
Exons: 4
Coding region: 59-571 (170 amino acids)
Molecular function (GO): odorant binding
Source: RefSeq, a predicted model, not a curated record